Molecule: messenger RNA, 4028 nt
Organism: Maniola jurtina (meadow brown)
Lineage: Eukaryota; Metazoa; Arthropoda; Insecta; Lepidoptera; Nymphalidae
Gene: KrT95D
Product: phosphofurin acidic cluster sorting protein 1
Exons: 19
Coding region: 243-2924 (893 amino acids)
Biological process (GO): protein localization to plasma membrane
Source: RefSeq, a predicted model, not a curated record
GCCGAGCGCUUCGCUUUCGUAUCGUAGUUGGAGUAGUUGUACCUAGCCGAUAGGCAUUAAUUACUUAGCGCUAAAUGUUGUGCUGAGUAUUGUUGUUCGUGUCGAGGUCGGUAUCCUAAUCGUACUGUGGUAAAAUAAAAAUGAUUACAGUGUUAUGUUUAGUGAUUAAAUGACAAUGUAAGUUGAAACUAUCGCUCAGUGCAGUGCUGUUCUACCUUGUUGUGUACUGGUGCUGAUUUAAAAUGACCGAGAAAAAUAAAUCGGAAAAGAUGACUAAUACAUCGAAACCUGUUCCCAUGAAACUUUUUGCCGCCUGGGAAGUGGACAGGACACCCUCCAACUGUAUACCAAGGCUCUGCACCCUGCGCGUGACCAGGCUCCGAGUAUGCGGCGCGUUGGGAGAGGCAGGAGGGGGUGCCGCAGGGGGCGCAGGCGCGGGCGCGGUCACCCUCGCGGCUCGGAUGCACAGCAGCAAACGAACCCUGCGCUCUAAUGACAUCACUGUACCUCCCAUGGAUGUGGAGCUGGACCUGUGCUUCUCGCUGCAGUACCCGCACUUUGUCAAGCGCGAUGGCAACAGGUUGCAGAUUAUGUUGCAGAGACGCAAGAAAUACAAAAACCGCACAAUACUCGGGUACAAGACGUUAGCUGAAGGCGUCAUCAGGAUGGAUCAGGUCCUCCAGCGUUCAAUGGACAUGGAAUUGGAGCUGACCAGUGUGGGCGGGAAAGUGGGUGCCGGCGCGGGGCAGCCUGUGGCCAGGCUCACCAUCACCGGCCUCGCCUCCACGCCCGUAGACCACGACACCAAGAACAACAAUACUCUGCUCAUAACCGAACGUGGUUACUCAGACGAGGAAGAAGAAGGGGAAUUCAGCUCCGUUGAAGAAGCGGAUGAGAUGACAUAUGGUGCUGCGGCGAGACGGCGAGCGCAUAGGCAACUUGCUUUCAAUAAAGGAGACUUAUCAUAUACCAAGCUAUCCCGCUCGCGAGAGCUAAGCUUCAUGGAGCGAGAGAGAAAGAUACAGAGCUAUAUUCGAUCCAAGGCGCACGACAGGGACAGCGAUAGCGAGCUGGAGCACACGGCCAAGCGCAAGGGCAGCCGCGGCAAGCUGGCGCAACGCAACUUGAAGCAGAAGUUCGCUGCGCUGCUGCGGCGGUUUCGCGUGCCUGAGGAGAUGGGCGAGCGCGGCGCCGCGCGCGACACGCACCAUGCGCAGCGGGACAUAGACGAACUGUUUCAGGAGUUAGAAUCGCUGUCAUGCGGCGAAGGCGAAGAUUCGGGGCCGGACCAGAUGGACACCAUCAGCAUCGGCUCCACGCCCAAGCCGUCGCUGCGGCCCUUCUUCAGCAGUUCACGCAGUCUGGCCAACCAGGAACAUCAUCGACAUUCCAACGUGUCGCGGCACGCCAGCCUCGCGUCGACCGCAGAGCUGCGCCCGCGCGACCGCCCCGCUGCGUCUUUCACAGCAGAAUCAGAAGCCAUCCGCAGCUCGGCGGGCGACGAGCGCGGGAGCGAAGGCAACAGCGACGGGGAUGCUACUCUUGACGCGCAAAUCUCUGGCGCCUCGGUUUCCAGCUCCCCGCCCAAUGAAACCAAGGUAAACUCUAAGGAGGAUAAGAGGUCAAGGCUGUUUCGAAGCGCAACCAGCGGUGGUAACUUAACGCCAGCGGCUGCGGCGCGGAAGAAGAAUUCGCUUGUCAUUGGCACUGAGAGGCCGCUGUCUGCACACGAUUUACCUGCACAGAGUCCUACUGCGCUUGAGCCUCGACGCACAAUGUUAGAACAAGUAAGCCGUAUCCUCGGUGAGGAAGGGCCGGUCCCUGAAUGCGUGGCGGUGGCCCCGAGCAGUAUGGCGCGGGUGUUCCAAGCGCUAGCGGUGCCUGUGGUGCUGGCGCCUCCGGGAGUCACUCCCGAUGUUCGUCCGCUCUUACACGCGCUGUUGGCUCGAGCUACUAAGCAGGGCGUCCGGCGCAGCGUGCGCGUGUGCGUGUGUGGCGGCGAGGCGGCGGCCGCGGCGGCGCUGCGCGCGCACGCCGAGCUGUCCGCGCGGCGCCACGACGCGCCCGCUCUGCGCUUCUAUAUCGUGCCCAUUGGGCCAAACACAGUAUCCAGGUGGUUGGGAGCAUCAGAUAACGCGUACGCAGCGUUAUUUUGCGGCGAAGCAUGGGCGUCAUUGUGCGAAAGGGCGGCAGAUCCUGGCAUGCCAGACAUCGCAGAGAUGUCCUCAAGGGUCGCCAGGUACCUGAACAGUAUAGGUCCAGUCAACAACAUACCGAUUGGAGAAGCGAUGGUGGCGUAUCGAGAGAAAUCAGGAGACGAAGAUUCCAGUCAGACUUUCGUACCUUUUGUUGCUGAGGUGAGAGUCGGUUGCGGAGAGGGCGGGCCGUCGUCGUUAGAGCUGGAGGAUGGAGGCUCCCCGCCCGCGCGGCCCUCGCCGCCCGCCACGCCCGCGCCGGCGCCCGACCUCGCGCCGCCGCUCGCGCUGGCACGCACCGAGCCGCUGGAACUGCAGCUGGACUAUUGGCUGGUGGGAGCUCGCUGCGCGGAGGGUGGCGGCGGCGGCGCGGAGGGCGGCGGCAAGGUGACGCUGAAGGGCUCGUUCCGCGCGCUGCUGGUCACGCGCCACAACCACCACCUCUGCAUCACCUACCUCACCAAGGAGAAGAAGCAGAAAAUAAUGAGGCUGGGUAAGAAGAAAGAGAAGAGCGGUGAGACAGAACCGGGUCGCGCACAAACCGUAGAAGGAGUCGCUCGACUCAUAUGCUCGGUCAAAGGAUCGCACAGUGCGCCGCUCAAAGUAUACAUCGACGGCACAGAAUGGAACGGCGUAAAGUUCUUCCAAUUGUCAACGCAGUGGCAGACGCACGUCAAGACGUUCCCCGUCGCCACGUGCGGGGCGCCGCUCGCGCCGCCCGAGACUUAGACGCUGACAAACCCUAACACUUGCGGUCUCCCUUGCUUAGGCUUCGAGCCUUUGAACAUAUGGUUCACGGUUCUUCGUGUCAGCUUUUUUAUUAAUAAACAUAUUGGUAGCGCGCAAGCUGAAGCCAUCCUUAGGAAUGCAGAAACUCAAACACUUGCGCUAUUCCUUGCUUUGGCUUCAAGCCUUUGGACUUUAUGUUCAUGACUUCGUGUCGGCUUUGACAAACAUAAUGAUAACGCGCGAGGUGAAUGCCAUCAGGAAUGACGUUACUGGUGUGAUGUGACCUAAAGACCUAGAGAUUUCGUGUUUCUAUUAUCUUAUUUGGUCGGUACUUGACUACCACGUGGCUGAAAUACUAAGCCUUGGUAUCCACCAGAGCAGAGAAGGAUGGAGUGGUGUUUAGCAGACCUAUCAGAAGAUUGUUUCAUGACGUGAUAAUUUUUCACGUCGUCUUACAAAUAUAAGGAGCAUUAAUCAUUAUUACAAUCUUAAUUUCAGAGAUUGGCUGAUUUUGUGGUAUUUUUGCUGCAACAAUGCAUUUUAUCAAAGCGCCAGCGGACAGAGGUUCAGCCAAUCAGAGGUCAUUGCGACUGUAACACCGGAGCUGUCUUUAUUGGGACUUCUGACCUUAUAAAGCUCGGGUCACGAUGGUAUUCAACUCGCGCGUCUUGUGUUCAUGUAUAUUAUGCGUGCACGACAACAUGAGUUUUGAACUUGGGGUCUACCAUACCAUUCUACAGUGCGCAAGAAAUACAUACAAAUAAAAUAAAAAGCUGCUGUAACGGGAAUCUGCAAAACUUAGCAGACGGGAACUUGGUUUUUGAAAUCUGUUUGAAAUGGUUUUCAUGUUAUUGUGCACGCAUAGGUACAGUGGGUGUCCACUUUCUGUAAAGUCGGUUUUUGAAGUGAAAACUUACACGAUUUUGAGAUGGGUUAAAACUUCAUGGUCGCGUCAUCUACAUGCUAAUUUUGUUAGCUUUUAAUACUUGUUUCUUAUCGCAACCAAUUAAGGUUCAAUUUUUAAUCGAUGUGUCAAGUAUUCUUUCAUAGUUUUGAGUUUUCACUUCUGUCAGCAACAGUCUCAACUUCUAACUGACUUUUUUU